This is a messenger RNA of Gossypium raimondii (Peruvian cotton), 4500 nucleotides long. RefSeq lists its product as uncharacterized. NCBI's taxonomy places the organism in Eukaryota, Viridiplantae, Streptophyta, Magnoliopsida, Malvales, Malvaceae. The record is from RefSeq and is a predicted model, not a curated record. The transcript is spliced from 14 exons. The coding region runs from base 471 to 4181 and encodes 1236 amino acids.
GUUAUGGUCCAAUACGCCAUCUACACACCUCUAGUGUAUAUCUGCAGAACAUAAAGAACUGAGUGCCUAGACUAACCUAUUUGUUCCUCUGAGAGUGCCUAGAGUUUGGAAUAACCUAAAAACAACAUAAAUUUUAUGUAAAUUUAGAGUUUGCCGACAAUGAACAUUAUUUAGGUACUAUAAAGUCACUGAAUGUCCAUGUCUCACAAAAAGGAAAGAAAAGGAUAAUAUAAGGCUAAAUGGUGAGCAACUUUAGUGAGAUUUAUAUCAAUUAGGCUGACAGGGGACCCUUUUUUUUUUUUUUCUCAGGCUUAUGCUUUAAGCAAUGCCUAUGAAGUGUCACCAUUUCCAUCAACUGCUGUAAACACCCUGGCAGGUCUCAAUGAAAUCAGGCUUUUUACUGAAAUGUUUAUAGUUGUUUGCAUGUGAAUAUCAUCAUCAUCAUCACAAUGGGUUUGGUGAAUUGAAACAUGGGAAAUGAAAUGGGGAACAACAACACUUCUGGGUUUCAAGAAGAAAAUAACACAGUUGACAAUAAAUCUGUACAAGAAUUUGAUCACGCAGAUGGUUUGAAAGGACAAAAUCAUGUAGUUCAAGCAAUUUUAGAUACUGAUUCUCAAACAGCAAAUAAAGAAGAAGGCGAGAAAACUCAGGAAGAUGCUGCUCGAACAGAUUACGAACAGGAACAAAAUCAUGAAGUUGUUGUAUCUGAAGAUGUAUAUGUAAAUGGAAAAGAUGAAAAAGAAGAAGAUACUAACAUGAUUCCAGUAGAUAAGGAACAUUCAAUGAUAGAAUCUGGUUAUGAAGAAGAGGCAAAAGGGCAAGGUCAUUUAGUACCUGCAGCUGAGGAUAAAGAUACUCGAAAUGAGACGGAAUCUGCUACUCUUCAACAUGAUGGCCUAGCAUCUCCUUGUAUAAAGGACGGGGAGCAUGAUGAGAAAGAACAAGAUAGUAGCACAAUUCUUGAUGUAGAGGAAAUGCCCUUGAAAGAAGCUGCUAGGACAGAAGAAGCAAAUGCAGAAGCUUGCCUAGUUCCUGCAGGUGGAGAUGAAAGUACUUGUGGAACCGAGACAGGCCAGGUUUCCGGUGAUCGUGGUGGAAAGGAAUUUCCAAGUGUUGACAAGCAGAAACCUGAUGAGAAAGAAGAAGAUAUUACUGUAAAUGAUGAAACUGAGGAACAAUCCUCACAAGAAGCUGCUAAUACAGAUGAAACAAAUGCAGAAGCUUGCCUAGUUCCGGCAGGUGGAGAUGAAAGUAAUCGUGGAACUGAGACAGGCCAGGUUUCUGGUGAUCGUGGUGGAAUGGAAUAUCCAAGUGUUGAUAAGCAGACACCUGAUGAGAAAGAAGAAGAUAUUACUGUAAAUGAUGAAACUGAGGAACAAUCCUCACAAGAAGCUGCUAGCACAGAUGUAUUAGAUAGACAAGUUCAACUACUUCCUGUAGUUGAAGAUAAAGCUACUCAUGGGAAUCAAAUAGGCUUUGUUACUAGUGAUCCCGAGGGAACCGCAGAUCUUAAUGGUGACAAUCCGAAAGAGCAUGAGAAAGAAGAAGAUACUAACAUGAUUCAAGUAGAUAAGGAAAAUUCCAUGAAAGAAGCUGGUUAUGCAGAUGAUGCAGAAGGACAAGAUCAUUUAGUUCCAGCAGCUGAGGAUAAAAAUACUCGGGGAAACGAGACGGAAUCAGUUUCUCUUGAACAUGAUGGCCUAGCAUCUCCCCAUAUUGAGGACUCGGAGCACGAAGAGAAAGAACAAGAUACUAGCACAAUUCUUGAAGUAGAGGAAAUACCCCUGAAAGAAGCUGCUAUUACAGAUGAAACAAAUGCAGAAGCUCGCCUAGCUCCUGCAGGUGGAGAUGAGAGUACUCAUGGAACUGAGACAGGGCUGGUUUUCGAUGAUCAUGAUGGAACGGAAUAUCCAUGUAUUGACAAGCAGAAACAUGAUGAGAAAGAAGAUAUUACCAUAAAUGAUGAAGCUGCAGAACGAUCCUCACAAGAAGCUGCUAACACAGAUGUAUUAGCUACAGUUGAAGAUAAAGCUACUCAUGGAAAUGAAAUAGGCUUGGAUUCUACUGAACCCGAGGAAACCGCGGAUCUUCAGAGUGACAAUCCGGAAGAGCAUGAGACAGAAAUGAACAACACAAAUGCUGAACCUCAAGAGAAACCUCUAGCAAAAGAUGAUAUUGAAGAAAAAAAUCCAACAAUUCGUGCAGCUGAAGGUGAAGAUUAUAAUAAAACAGAGGCCGUAUUGGCUUCUGGUGACCCUGUGGUAGUAGGAGAUACUCCUGAUAACAAGAUAUUGGAAGGGCAAGAACAAGGAAAAACUGAACUUGAUCCUCCAGCUGAAUCUACAGAAGUUGAUGCAAAACCAGGUGAAGUAGUUGGAGGCAGUGAAACCGAACCAACUUCUUCAACUAAGAACCUGGAAGAUCAAGAGAUGGAAAAAGAGUCAAAUUUCGAGGAGAAUCUGUCUGGAAGAAAUCAUGAUGUUGAGAACCAGAAUCCCAUGAAGAAAGAAGAUGAGGAGGCAAGCAACUCACUAUCUGGUGCAGCAUCUUCACUCGAGCCUGAUGAGCAUGAGUUGGCUGAAAUCUGCACUGAACUACUGGUACUAGAGAGUAAUGGGCCAGUGAAGAGUGAGGAUAUGAUCAUACCAUCUUUGACGUGCCAAGAUCAGGAAAAUGGUUUCAUUUUAGAUGAUAGCGUAUCAACGGAUCCGGUCGAGACUGUUUCUCCUGAUCUAAGUCCGGAGGCAGGAAAAGGAAGGGAUGAGUUCUUGGUGGAAGAAAUGGCAAUUAAAGAAGUGAGCAGGGAUGAGAAACUUGAACUUAAAGAUGGGGAUGAUGAGGCUGGGAAUGGAUUAGGAACUAUAACCACAGUAAUGACAGAUUUGCCAACAGGAUUUGGAGCCAAAUGCAAUGGAGAGUUGCCAAGUGAGAUGAACUCAGCUAAAAAUGAUUCCAUUGAAUCACAGAAAAUCCUGGUUGAAGCUUCCGAAACCGAGCUCGAAGACGAAGGCAUGGUUCUUAGCCAAAAAGGUGCAUCGGUAGAGGAGGAAUCUGAAAAUGGAAAUGCCAAGCAGUCCCAUUGCCAGGUUCAAUCUGCACAGGAGGCAACUGAAAAACCAAAUGGCCAGGGGUCUGAAGAAGGAUCAAAAGAUGAUGAUCAAAGCGCCUUGUCACCUCAGUUUAUGAUGAAUGGCCGUCAGAAAGAGAAAAUAACAUGUCUGCUCAAUGCUGAUUGUGAUUCAAACAAGGACUGUCAAUUUCUGCAGGCAAAGAUUCUUGAGAAUGGUCACAUGGUUGAUGCAUCUAUUAACCACCAGAAACAACAAAAGGGCUCACAACAAGAAGUUCAAUUGGUCACUGAUUCUUCAGACACCUUUUUCAUGGAUCAAAUGAACAAAGAAGAAUCAGAAGAGAAAAAAAUUAUAGAAGAAAAGAAAGAUUCAAAUCCCAUUGAAAAUGGAAAGCAGUGUAUAUCUCAAUCAUAUGAUCCUAUAGAACAGAUGCAGGGAAGUGACAUGGCAGAAGUAAAGCAAGAACCUUUAUGGGAUCUUUCAGAAUAUCCAAAACCAAUUCCAUUAACAAUGAUUGACACUACACCAAAACAGUGUAGUAAACAAUGUGCAAAUGGUGAAACACCUCAAGUUGUUGCCAUUGCCAAUGGUGAUUAUAAUAACCAAAGAGAAAGUGUGGGAAGGUUCAGCCUGGAAUCCAAUCCUGAUACCAUUAAUUCUCAAAUGAGAAAAUCCCCAAGCUUUGAUCUUGAUCUCAGAAUCCAUGCAAGAGCUGAAGACUCAGAUCAAACACCUUUGCUGUAUCAAGAUAAGACCACCAUUGAGAGCUUCUCGACCCAAGCUGAGGAGAAAGCCAACACUGAAAACGGUGAAAACCCAUCACAGUACGAAUCAAUGGCUACUGAGGAGAAAGCUGUAACAUUAGAAAGAAGUGAUUCGGAGAAGUCAAGAACCCCAUUCCUGGGAUUCUUGAAAGAAGAUGAAGAAGAAGCUGAUGAACAUAACAUGUUAAUGGAGAAGAACCCAAAGAAACAAGGCAACCAAUCUGCAACAAACAAGACAACCACAAAGGUUUCAACAUCUGUUACAACAAAAGGUAAAGUGAAACGCAAGCCUAUUACUGCUUUCUUUGGCACCUGCAUGUGUUGUGCAACUGUGACAAAUUAAUCAAAUAAACACCAUUGAAGACCCUUUUUUUUUCCUUUUGUUUUUGUUUGGGUUGAGUUGGGUUGGGUUGGGUUGGGUUGAGCUUAAUUAUUAUUUUUAUUUAAUUGAAGCUUUGAAAAAUGGAGUUUUGUGAGAGAUGUGAAUUGUAACUAUGGCUGUAUUUUUUUCUUUUUUUGGGGUUUCUUAUUGAAUUUGUAUAAAAGAUGGAGUUUGAUGAUGUAAAAGUAAAACUUGGGCAAUAUUUAUUUUUUGCUGCCUUUGAUUGUAAUAUUUGCUAAUUUUAUAUUAAAAAAGAUGAAGGGUUCUAUUUAUUUAUUAA